AUGUGUACAGAAGGAUCAACAACUUUAUUGGAAACUGACAACGAUGCAGAAGAUGCAGAGUCUAUGGUUGGUUCAAGAUUAUGGAAAUCAAGUCAAGGAUUCAAGAGACAACAGUCAUCAUAUAUUAGUCAUCAGAGUCAAUCAUGUCAACCUGCUCAGUCAAACCAACAACAGAAACAAAGUUGCAACAAAUUCCCAAGACAAACAACACACAGAACAGUUACAGCUACAAACGAUUAUAUCCAUUCAAGUUAUAAUUUAUCAUCGACGAGAAAGUCUCGACGAAAGUUUGCCAGUCAAAUAUAUACCUUUCUCGAUAAACCAGAUGCGUUUUAUUCAGCGAGUUUAACAAAUUUAAAUCCUAAAAUUACUCAACCUUUUAAUGGACACAAAAAAUCUACAGAUUCUUCAAUAAAUGUAAAGGCAUAUUCAAAGUAUCCAAUAGCAUCUAAAUCGUCUUUAAUCAUUUCUUCUGAAACAGUGAAUAAAAAUCAAAUUAAUAAUGAGUUAAUUGAUAGUAAUAUUUCUUCAAUUCAAUCAUUUCCUAUUACAUCAUUGAAUCAACAACAUCAAGAACAAAACCACGAAGAAUUUCAUUCUUUGGAUAAUUCGAUACAUAAAUCAUCUCAUAAUGAUAUAUGUCCUAAAUCCAGUAUUAUUGAAACAAGUAUUCCGGAAGAAAACCCACUGACUACUAAUAAUACAGAAAACAGCAUAGAACCCUACUCACCAACAUCUAAAGUGAACACAAUUAAACAAAAUCUAGUAUUAUUUGGAUAUGGAAUAAUAAAAUUAUUUGAUUUAAACUUAUUCACAGAAAUGUCAUUUUUAUAUCUAGUAGGUAUUGGUGUUACAAGUCAGUUGGCAUAUUUUAUUCCGUUUGUCUAUUUAAUUGAUUAUACAGUUAGUUACGGGAUGGAACAAGACAGUGCUGUUUUAAUCGUUAUGAUAUUAAGUAUAUUCCACACACUUGGUCGAGCAACAUCUGGUAUUAUGUCAAAUGUUUUCCAUUUAGAUUCGGUAUAUUUAAGUGGACUAGCAACUUUUGGUGGUGGGCUAGCACAUGUAUUUCUCGUUUUUAUAAUUCCACAUACAUUUGUGUGGUAUUCUAUAUAUGCCAGCAUUUAUGGCCUAUGUAGUGGAAUACCCAUCCCACUUAUUCCAAUACUUCUAGUACGUUUCAGUGGACUUGAGCAUCUGACAGCGAGUUUUAGUAACUUGAAUUUACUCAAAGGUAUUUUUUCAAUGAUUGGACCUACUGUGGCAAGUAAGUACACUGUAUUUCAAUCCAGUAACUCUCCUGUUUUAUUCCUAUUUUUAAUUUACAACUAAAAGGGUUAUCCCGAUCUAUUCUCUCAAAGUUUUCAGCAGUGGAAAGAGAUUCUAAUAUGUAUCUCUGAUGAAUUUAAAUAAAGUUGGAACUCCAACCUUAUUUAUCACUUAGUAUGUACUCCACAAAUCAUAUUCUUUAAAAAUUCACAACGUUAGACCUUCAUUUGGUUUCAAUGGAUUUUCUAAAUGUAUUGGAUUUCAAUUGUACUAUAUUUUGGAGAACAAAUUGUAGGAAGAGAUUAUUUUUAACUGCUAGAUUGAAACCUAAUGGUUCACAUUCUCUGCCUGAUGUUACUUCUCAGUUCUUUUGGUCAUAAUUAAAUGUAACUGGUAGAUAUUCAUUUUCACACUUAAGUGUGUGAUUCUGCUUUCUAUCACUUAACAGCCAAAUUUAGAAAGUAAUCGGUGUUGGAAAUUCCGACACUAGUUCGAAAAACCUAUCCACUACUUUCAUCUUUCAAACGAUUCCUCAUAUUACCUCAGCCCAUAGUUUAAGUCGAUUUCAUAUAGCUGAUCCUUCACAAAUGACCGUUUUUAACCCAGCAAUAAUAAAAAAUUUACGAGUAACAUUUUCCUUAUAAUCUUCACCUUGAUUUCUUAAAUAUCCUUUUCAUUAUUGCAUUUUACUACACAUACUUUCCCUCUCAAAUUAACAUGAACUAGCUGCUCAAUGAUUAUUCUCAUUUUAUGUGAGUUUCCCAUGUAUAUCCUCACCAAUCGGUCAUUUAGUAUUGACAGUCUGUAACGCGAUAUGAUGUUGGUUGAGUUGUAUCGAUCAAAUUUCAAUUCGAACAGUAGUUUGGGUGAUUCUAUAUUACAAUGCGCUUUUUUAGAUGUUAGUUGUUUGGGAGAGAUCGGUAGGAAUAUCUUAAAAAAUAAAUCUUCAAAGCUGCUAUCCAUUAACAAGGUGAAUUUGCUUCAGCAUGACAAGAACCAACAUUUAAGGACCACCCAAACUGUAAAUACUUACAUAUAUGUAGUGAUUUAUACUUUGCUCAUAAGUUCAUCAGAUCAGCUGUUGUUUCCGAUCAAAUUCCUCAUCUUGUGCUAGCCUUUUUCCAAAAAAUACAUUAGUUGUCCAACGUAAACCAAUUAGGUCAAAAAGCAUAUAUAUAACGUAGCCAAUCACAGCCAUUGGAAAAUAGUACUUAUUAUUUCACCCACAUAUUUUAUAAACAUUAUUGAUUCACUCACAUAACUCUUUUUUUUUUCUUGUUUAUCUUUUUUUCCAAAGUUACCAUAGUUGAGUACACUAGUCAAAAAGACCAUUUAUUUCUUGUAGCGGGAGUAUGUUACAUUAUUUCUGCUCUAUUACAUUUGGGAUUAUGUCAAUAUUCAUGUUUUCCAAAAUAUUCUAAAUGUAAUACAAACAAAUAAAGAAUUAAUGAUUAUGAUGAUGCUAGUCAUUUUGAAGAUUCGUAUGCUAAAUGUUUUCCGUUUUCUUUCUAAUAAAGUGAAAUUAACAAAAAUAACUUACCAGUCGCUUUUUAAUAUUUUAUACAGACUUUUGUGAUGAUUGAAAAAAAAACUUACACUAUUUUAUACUAAACAUUAUUUCCUGUUAAUCAUUUUAUUACAUUUUUAUAAUUAAUCUUUUUAAUUCAUUGAUUAGUUUAUUUUGUAAUCAUAUAUUGAUCUCCUCACACCGAAUAUUUCCG
Schistosoma spindalis is the source of this 2990-nucleotide messenger RNA. Lineage: Eukaryota; Metazoa; Platyhelminthes; Trematoda; Strigeidida; Schistosomatidae. The record is from the annotation of a GenBank genome assembly.